Molecule: messenger RNA, 841 nt
Organism: Benincasa hispida (wax gourd)
Lineage: Eukaryota; Viridiplantae; Streptophyta; Magnoliopsida; Cucurbitales; Cucurbitaceae
Source: RefSeq, a predicted model, not a curated record
UUAUAACAAUGUCGUCGUGGAGGGAGUCGGAUGUGUUGGAGUCGAUCCGUCAACAUCUUCUGGAAGAAAACAACAGCGGGGGUGGGGAUGGUGAUGGGGAUGGCCGGGAAUCAAGUUCUGCAAUUAGUAUUCACCAUCAUCAUAAGGCGGCGGCGGUGGCGGCGGCGGCGGAGAAUGGAGUGCAACUAAUGCAAUUCAAGGGAGUGAGGCGGAGGCCAUGGGGGAAAUACGCGGGGGAGAUCAGAGAUCCAAAGAGAAACGGAGCCAGAACGUGGCUGGGGACGUUUGACACGGCCCAAGAUGCAGCUUUGGCCUACGAUCGAGCAGCUUUCAGAAUCCGAGGAGCUAAGGCAAAGCUCAACUUUCCGCAUCUCAUUGAUUCUGAUUCUAUUUGGUCUACUUCUACUUCUACUAAGCGUCCUCGUAGUCCUACCCAUGCCCAACAUCAAACUUCUGCUUCAAAACGCCGCUGACAAUAAUCGAGCCGCGAUCCUUGUCAUCAUUUUAUAGUCAUGUUAAUUAAGAUUCAACUUUGAUAUUCAGUGUCCUUCGACAAGAGAAUAAUCAUCAUCCCAUUCCCUCUCCUCUCUAACAUUUUCAUCUAAACUACUGUUGUCUCGGCUGAAUAUAUUGUGGCACAUUUCCGUUUCGACUCAUCGAAUCCAAUUUUCUACAAACAGACAAAGAAGGAUUAGAGUUAUUACCACUGAUUCUGUUCCAUUAAUGCGGAUUUGGACUUCAAGCUUUUCUCUUCGCUCUUAUCUCUAACAUGGAUUACUUGAGAGGACUAUUAAUUCAAAUUUGAACUAUGCUCCUGUUGGCUUUAUAUUCUAUUAAAAUA